AUGGAUGAUGAUGAGAAGAAGGACAUGUGUCCAAUUUGUAAGACGGAUCGAUAUUUGUCACCAGAUAUGAAAUUUUUGGUGAAUCCGGAGUGUUAUCACAAGAUUUGUGAAUCCUGUGUGGACCGUAUAUUCAGUUUAGGUCCUGCCCAAUGUCCAUAUGAGGGCUGUGAUAAGAUAUUAAGGAAGAACAAAUUCAAGACCCAAAUAUUUGAUGAUGUUGAUGUAGAGAAGGAGGUAGAUAUACGAAAAAGGGUUUUCAAUGUGUUUAGUAAGAAUUUAGAAGACUUUGAUGGAGACUUGGAUGCUUUCAAUAAGUACUUGGAGGAGGUUGAGGAUAUAAUAUACAAUCUUGAUAAUGGGGUGGAUGUAGCCAAGAAUGAAGAGAAGCUUCGUACGUAUGAAGAGUUGAAUAAGCAGUUGAUUAUGGCCAAUAUGGAAAGGAACAAGCAGUUUUUAGAGAACUUUGAGCAACGAAAGAAAUUCGAAAAGGAGAUGAAGUUAAAGAAGCGUAUGUUAGAAAGACAGAUAGAAGAAGAGGAACGUGCUAAUAAGGAAUGGGCCAAGCGGGAGAUUGUAAACCAAUUAUCUUCGAAUAUUGAUGCUGAUGAGGUGAUUGAGAACGUAAGAAAGACUGUAAAGUUGAAGAAAUCAUCUGCAAGGAGGAAAUUACAAGAAUUAAACAAGGUCCUAAGGAAUAAUCCUUACAUGCAGAUGUCAAAUGGCACUAUGAAAAAGCAAGAGAAGGUUCCUUUUACUCCCUUCAAUGGAGACAGGGAUUUGCUAAAGCGGUUUACCUUAGAGGAAGAUAAGUAUGAGGAUCCGUAUAUUAAAGAUCUACAGACUAGAAAAGCGUACAUUGCAUCCGGAUUUAGGCCUGAUUAUGUUUACAAUCGUGUGUUGACUGAGGCCUUCAUGGGGUUAGGCUGCAUCAUACAAGAGGAAUUUAGUGUGGAAUCACAGCCCUCUUAA
Messenger RNA from Eremothecium cymbalariae DBVPG#7215, 969 nucleotides. RefSeq names its product TFIIH/NER complex subunit TFB3 (gene TFB3). Gene Ontology annotation, molecular function: cyclin-dependent protein serine/threonine kinase activator activity. NCBI's taxonomy places the organism in Eukaryota, Fungi, Ascomycota, Saccharomycetes, Saccharomycetales, Saccharomycetaceae. Gene Ontology annotation, biological process: positive regulation of cyclin-dependent protein serine/threonine kinase activity; nucleotide-excision repair; regulation of transcription by RNA polymerase II. The transcript has a single exon. The coding region runs from base 1 to 969 and encodes 322 amino acids. Gene Ontology annotation, cellular component: transcription factor TFIIH holo complex. The record is from RefSeq and is a predicted model, not a curated record.